AUGUCUCGUAACCUAACAUUGUUAAUUGUCGUCUUGCUUGCAUGCAGAUUUUCUUGUCAGCAAAUUGAUUUCAGUAUUUGUCCAAACGGAUUAACUAAUGCUCCAUCCGAUCCACAAUGGCCAAGCAUUCUACCGAACCAUUUCGAGCUAUCGGCCGAAUUAACAACCGAUGUUGAAACAAUUGAAGUAACUCAAUCGUUUCUCGGACCAUACAGGGAUGUUGUGUACUUUCAUAGUUAUGAGACGACUUCUAAGACAUAUUCUGACUUUGACACCAAUGAACUCUUGGUAGUCUUUGAUGAUUCUUUAUUAUGUGAUCGACUACCUAUUGGAUCAAAUGACGUUUUACCGUACCUGACUGGUCAAAUUGUCAAACCAUCUAUUCUCUUGGGUUUCACUGGACGAAAUAAUUACAAUAGUGCAUUUUAUACACGAUAUCUUGGUAUUGAAACUGUUCGAGAGGGUAUUCGAGCAAAAAAGUUUCAAUCCUGUUUUUUCAUUGAGCAAGAGCAGGUCACUAUCAAUGCAACUUAUUAUAUUGGUGACUCACCGCCUGAUCAAUCAGCAUUGAACGUUCCGUUCGACUUCGUUCAAAUCGAUGUUCGCUCAAAUAAUCUGCCCUAUACAUAUAACAUUCUUCGCUAUGUAACAAAUCCAUCGUUAACAAUUGAGACGCCAUCAAAUGUGUAUUGCCCGAAUCGAACGAAUACAAAGCCUUUUCCACAAAACCUUCCACCUCGUCUAUCUCUUCACUCUGAAAUUUAUACGCUUAAAAAUAAUGAUACACCAUCCAGAGUCGAAUCAUACAAUCGAUUGAUUGAUGAAACACUGCUCUUCGAACGGAUCGAUUACACAAUGAACAAAUUGCCAUCGGAAUUCAUACCAAGUGGAUUAUUGCUUGAUUACUCAUUAAAUUUAAAUUAUUUAUAUGCGCGUGAAAGUCAAGAGUGCGUGAUAAGGAAUGCAACUAGUCACGCGAUGGGAACAACAAAUGAGAUCUUGUUUCAAUUCGGCGAUAUGAACAAUACUAUUCAAUUUCAAUACACUGGUAUAACGCAUUGUAAUCGUCCGCAUCUUCAAUGUCACCGAUGGAUUGGUCAACAAGAAGUCGGUAUAUUCAAAAAACAAUAUGAAUGGUAUUGGAGUGCAAAAUAUAAUGAUAUAGACUUACAAGAACUGAUUCCAAUCCAAGUUUAUCUAACAACGAUAAGUGAAGCUGGACCAUCAAAAAUGAUCAAACAGGAAACAAAUAUCUUCAAUUAUAAUUCGCAACCAGAUUCUAUGCAAUUAAUCGAUACAACAAUCGGUGAAUGUUAUCGAGCACUAGGUCCCAGUCAUCAAUUUAAUUAUGCUAUACUUCGAAUGACGCUGAAUAACGAUGCAAAAUAUCCCGUUCAUCAACAUCUACUAUCGUUAGAAAAUCGUUUACAUAUGCAAUUGGCCAGUGAUCUUCAUAUUCGGCAUAUACGACUAUCGUCAUUCGUCAUCGAUAUAACACGUGACACCACUGAUCAGCACAAUAAAGACGUUUACGUAACAUUUACUCUUCUGGACAAUCCACCUGUGUCGAACGAAUUGUUGAAAGAGCCACCAUCGUUGCAACUGAUACGACAAUUGGCACAACAAAUCAACGAAGGUAAAUUCCAUAUACGAGAUAACGACGGUGGCUAUGAUCUACAAGCUCGACCAAAUAGUCUUCGCACACUAGUGCUUUACUUGUUACCAUCUGAAAACCAUACAAGUUAUUUUAAUGAGACGAUAUUUAUCUAUCACAAUGUAACAAAUACAAUUUAUAGACAACGUGAGAAGAUCGUGCAUCGACAUACAGGUCCACUGAUUGCUGCUUUUUGGAUGGGAUUUGCUUUACUAGGUAUGAUUGUUACAUUAGCUAUAAGUUCGUUUGUGGCCAUAAGAAAAUGGAUGCCAACAAUUAAUAAUCGCAAUACCUAA
Molecule: messenger RNA, 1950 nt
Organism: Adineta ricciae
Lineage: Eukaryota; Metazoa; Rotifera; Eurotatoria; Adinetida; Adinetidae
Source: the annotation of a GenBank genome assembly